Prorocentrum cordatum is the source of this 4358-nucleotide messenger RNA. The record is from the annotation of a GenBank genome assembly. NCBI's taxonomy places the organism in Eukaryota, Dinophyceae, Prorocentrales, Prorocentraceae.
CUCCUCCUCCUCUUCCUCCCAGAAGCCCCCUUUUUCCUGGUGGGGGGGUGGGGAGCACCCGCCCUGGCACCCUGGGGCUGCCCCCGCCGGCGCCAUGGCGUCGACCCCGAUCGGCAAGGCGUCCGACGCUGAGGCCGCCGUCGGCGGCGCGGUGGCCGACGCGAUGUCCAAGGCGGCGAAGGACGCGAUGGGCGCGGCGGCGGAGAAGGCGAUGACCCUGCUGAAGUCUGGUGCAGGGGACAUCAGCGUGUACAUCGAGAAGAACCACUACAGCAUAAACGUGCUGAGCUUCAUGGGCGGCGCGGCGCUCUCUGCGGUCUCAUUCCUGGGGUUGCUGAACUUUUUUGGUGUGUUGUUUGGCCCGUUGAACUAUGUCCUGAAGCUCUACCAGCUCGUCUUUGGCUUGACCAUCUGUGCGAUCGACGGGCCGAACGACAAGAUACCGAGAGUGCAGGCGUUCAUAGUGCAGUACACGCCAGUGCUGCACAACAACCUCGGGCGCUCUCUCUUCUAUUUGUUCAUCGCGAGCCUCGAGGGCACGCAGGACUCCUGGAUUCACAUGAUCGUAGGGUGGUACUUCUUCGGCAUCUCCCUGAUGUUUAUUGCGCUGAAGGCGAAGAGCCUCUGCGGGCCGACUGUGCCCGCCAGCGCGGGCGACGACCUGGAGGCGGGCGAUCUGAAGCAGAUGCAGGUGCGAACAGGCAAUCUGGGAGUCGGCGGUUUCGCGGUGUCCCGCGACGCCAGGGGCAGCACCUCGUUCCCGAAGCGUCGAGAGUACGGGCUGUCGGCACGGGCCAGUGGCCCGGGGCCGAGCGUCGAGUCCGGCGGGCUUUCCGUGUGCACGUGGCAAGCCCUGGCAAGAAGGGCGCGCACGGCGCCCGCGCAGGUGUGGCUGCAAGGGGGGAACGCCGGCGCCACUCGAAGCAGGGGUGUCGGAGAGUCCACAAGAGCGGGGGGCCGCGCAUGUCGUGGUGGCGAGACCGUGGGCGGCUUGAUGGUGCUAGUCGCGCUAUUUUGGCUGGUGUACGUCAGGUUCGCCCCCGGUCUGGCGACCUUGGUUCUUGCGUCCGAUGAUGAUAACCUGGGUGUUCAUGAAAACAAGUGCCUGCAGGUGGCGGUUGCGAAGCUUCGUAGAGGGCGACGCCGUCGAGACGCCAUGCGUUUCUUCGAGACGCAGUGCCAGAACGACGUGGGCUCUGGAGAAGCCGGCGCCGGGAGCGUGGGGAAAGAGAACUUGAUCGCCGUGGAAAGGUGGCUGCACAAGCAACAAGCGUUUGUGUGGGUGUACGAGGGUCGAUACGCGAGUGGCCUCAUGGAGGAUGCGCCCUGGAGGCUGUCGAUGGCACGGGGCGCCGUCGACAAGACCGCGGUACAAGGCAGGGACAGCGUGCGGGAUGCACGCGGUUCCGGGGACCGCGGGGCCGCAGAUAGACACGCUGGGGCACCCCGCGACGAUGUCCCGAGUCGACUUGGAAGCUGCGGGCAGACACGAGAGAGGGAUCCCGGCAGCGAAACGGAAGGGUGGGACAUCGCUGCCGAGCCGCGUGCCGGCAGUGCGGCGGGUCUCGCGCGCGGUCCGGAGACGACGGGGGCCGUCACUGGCGACGCGUGCGAAGCAGCGCCAGAUCACUUUCCCCCUCGAAAGGCACGCGGACGGCAGCGAGAUGAGGACGGCCUGAGCGAUGACGCGCAUGUUUCCCUGACUGCGUUGCCCGGCCUCCAGAAUCCAAAGUGGCAUUGCUUCAUGAGCGCUUCUGCGCAGGCGCUGUUCGCAGUUCCAGACGCGCGCGCCGCCGUGCGCACUGCAGGCGGGGCCCGCUCGGCCGACUGGGAGUGGUGGCGAUUCGCCGCGCGUGGGAACGUGGCGCAGAGGUCGCGCAGGGCGCCGGAUUUUGACGGGCUGCUCGCGUGCACUCUGCGGGCCAUGGAGAGUCGCGCCGGGCCGAAGCCCAUGAUGUUGAAAGCCAUGGAGCGGGUGUUUUACAACUCGACGCAGGAAGACGCGAAUGAGUUUUUACAGGAUCUGCUCGACGCAGAACGCGCGCCUACAGUAAGCAGCCUAUUUCGGAUGGAAAAGACAGAGACACUCGUCUGCGGGAGGAAGGGCCGCGGCGGCGCGCAAGAGGUCAAGGGGGACAGGCACCUGACAUGCCUGACGGUUCGAGUACUUGCUGGGGGCGUGACAUCUGUGCAAGAAGCAAUUCAGCAGAGCAGUGCCGGGGAGUUGAUGGAGUCGGACUUCAGGUGGUCCUGUCCGAAAGGGUGCGGGUGGGCGACAGCUGUGAAGGGGUGGGAAUUGACGAAGUUUCCCCAGGUGCUCUGGGUUCAUGUGGGCGCGCAGACGUACGACAGAGAGAGCAGGAGGGCAAUGAAGGUCCCGCAUACCAUUGUCCCGAAUGCAGAAGUCAUCGUGGGCGAGCACCACUACGAGCUGGCGAGCUGCGUGGUCCACCAUGGGGAAGGGUUUCGCACGGGCCACUACACCGCCAUUUGCAGGGCGACGGCUGGCGGCGACGUGAGAUGGGAACUACGCGAUGACGAAUGCGUGAAGAUGUGCCCCCAUCCGUCCGAUGCGCGCGGGUGGAAGUCUUGUCGCGACUCCUCGCUGCAUAUGUUGAUGUGCGUUCGCACGGGCCCGUCGCCCGCGCCUGGGAACAGCGCCCACGGCAGUGGAGCAGCAGACCGCGCAUCCGAGACGGCGUGCAGGGCGAGCGGCGCCCAGUCGGAGACACAGGGCGAUCGCGCUGGAGAUUGCGGAGAUGAUGCGGAAACGAUGGCGCAGAGCCUACGCCGCAGUGAAGCCUCGGAGAAGAACGUCGGCGUGAACGAAGCGGGGGUGCGCAGCGGCAGCGCGACGGCAACGGGGGGCGGUGGCGGGGAAGCGGCCGACGUAGAGAGUCUGGCGACGACGGGCCCGGCCACGUCGAGCAUGCGUUCGCUGGGCGUUGGAGUGGAGAGCGGCCCCGAGAGCAGAAAUCCAGGCCCCGCGACCGCGGCGGAUGUGCACGGGGGCGCGCGGGGCGACGCCGUGGACCGCGAGGCUCCGGGUCGUAUCGAAACCCCAGAGGCGGACGAGGCGCAGGAGUGGUUCUUUGCGGCCCGCGUGAUCCUGGACUCGCAAGUUCCUCGGAGGAACCGAGAAAAGGCCGCGGCAGAAGCGGCGGAGCUCUUGCGGGAGUCCCCGGGCGCGUCCGGUGACCUGGGAGACCCGUCCGUUCCGUGGGCGGAAGCGUUGGCCGAAGACAGUGCGGUUGAACUACCGGCUGCGCACUGCGCGUUCCGCGGCUGUCGAUGGUCGGGAAACGCAGAAGCGGAGUUGAUCGAGCACGUGGCCGCGGGGCACGGGGAAGUCCUACAGCCAAUCGCAGACACGCACUCCCCGGCACACGAGGAAAGCGAGAGGAUUCUGGCGGCGCACAGCGAAGUGGUGUCGCAGAAGACGCGACAGGCCGGCUCGGCGGGCCGGGCCGGCCCGGCGGCCUCGGCAGCUGCCUGCGACUGCCUGCCCCUCGCGGUGGCCGCCGCCGCGUCCCGCGCGACCACCCCCGCGGUGGCCUCCAGCCCGGCUGCCCGCGGCGCGCCCUGCUGCCGCGGCGGCGGCGCCGCCGCGGUCUGGGCAGGCGGGGCCGAGCCCGCGCGGGGGCGGGCCCGCGGCGUGGAGGUGGUGAUCGUCCUGGUGGUGGCCGUGGCCAACUGGCCUCCCUGGAUGAUCGAGGACGACGACGCGAGAGCCCAGGUCCUCACAGCCCUCUUCGUGGUCGGGCUCUUCGUCGUGGCCCUGGAGGAUUUCUUGGACGUCAACAAGUCCUCCGUCAUGCUCAUCAUGUCGGCGACCAUGUGGGCGUUCCUGGCAGUUGGGUACCACCCGACCAGGUCGGAGGCUGGCUACCUGCAGCUGCACGAGGAGCUCAGCAAGGGCAUACAGGACGGCAGUCGAGGAGGGCGAAGAAGAGGAGGACGUGGGCAGUGUCAUCCUUUUCCUCCUGCCCGCCAUGGGCGUCGUGGAGUCCAUCGACCACCUCGACGGCUUCGUCGUCGUGACGGUUUGGAUCAGGCGCUUGAUGGGGUGCAACAGGGAACGCCUGAUCCCCAUCAUCACCGUCCUCACCUUCUUCCUAAGCGCGGUGAUCGACAACCUGACCUCCACAAUCGUGGCCCUCAAGAUCCUGCGGCACUUUUCCGCGCAGGAUGCAGAGUUCCGCAAGCUGUGUGGAGGCCUCGCUGUCGUCGCGGCCAACGCAGGCGGGGCGUGGAGCCCCAUCGGCGACGUGACCACCACGAUGCUCUGGAAUGCCUCGGGGGGAACUCGCAGGGGAGCGUCGACGAGCAGGCGGAGGAGGACCAGCGCAAAUCCAGGA